AAGGAACGGUUUCUUUUCGAUAGCUCAAUUUCCUUACUUUUUCUUUUACCUUUUAUGACAUAAUUAGAAGUAUUUUACAGGGACAGAAAUUCUUCAGCACAAUCCAUCUAGCUCUUAUUGGGAGAACAAUAUGAUCAAGAUGGUCUGAUGGAAUAGUAAUUGACGAAUGACAGGAAAAGAAGUUAUAACAAAGACUAGUCCGAAAAGCUGUGGCUCAAUGGAUACUACUUCCAACGCCGGAGCUGAAACAAACGAUUCUGCGAGUUCGAUGAGUUUCAAUGAAUUCGAAACAUUUGCAGAUGAGGUCAAUGGUGAUAUUCCUGAGGUAGACUACCGAGGAAGACUCAAAAGCGAGAAAUUACCAUCAGACGUUUACGUUUCCUCCAUUUCACUAUCACAGUCACAAAUUCUCAAAUCAGAUAGGACACCAAACUUUAUCAAGUCUUUACUGUCGACACGGACUCCUUAUGAAGAAUUUCACCGUCUUUUUAAGAGUGUCCCAAUGGACCAGUUCCCUAUAAAUGAUUUUUCCUGUGCUCUAAGUAGGGAAAUUCUACUGCAAGGAAGAAUCUACAUCACCCAAGGAUGGUUCUGUUUCUAUUCAAACAUAUUUGGAUGGGAGACACAAGUAACAAUAGAUUGUACAAAAAUUCAGUCCAUAACUAAAGAGAAAACAGCUUAUGUUGUACCUAAUGCAAUUCUUGUCUGCACUGAUGAGGAAAAGCACUUCUUUUCAUCAUUCUUGUCCAGAGAAACUGUCUACAAACUCCUCCUUCAGGUGUGGGAUGAAGUCAAAGCUAAAAAUGAGAAAAUGGACGGAGUGGAAUUGGAGAAUCAGAAAACCGAAGCUGGUUUUCCCACAGAAGAUAAAGAUGUGUGGGAAGAUGAAGAUGAAGAACAGAAUGCAGAGGAAAAUAAUGACUUACAAGGGAACAGCUCUUUUACAUAACUACUUGUUUUCUAAUAACUUGUUUAUUAAUGUGCAGUUUAUUUCUGCUCCAACGUAUUUCCAUAUUGGAACCUAAAAUCAUGGCACAAUUAUCUUAUCCUCCGGAAAAAAUUCUUCUACAAAAGUCCAUGUAUCAAUUGUGGAAACUUCGUCAGGAAGUUUUUGAUGCAGAAGUAGUUAGGUUUAAAACAAUUGUAGCAGCCAAUUUAAAUGCAAUCACACAGGUGCGGCAAACACUUAAAAUGUUGGAGGAUGAUCUUGAGGCUCAUAUGAGUAGAAAUUGCACUUUACUGGAGAACAACGUGUGUGUACAAAUUUGAGAAAAGGGCUCUCUUAAACCUUGAUUCCAGAACCCAGAUGUAGAGUGCUUCCACUAAACAUCUUUGUCUACAUGAAUAAUCUGCAAAUCUGAAACACCAGCUACCCUCUCCUAAACUUACAAACAGCCUGAAUACAAGUUGCCUGAGUUCCAAAAUGCAACCAACUUGAAAUGGAUGUGAAAUUUAGGUGCUAUUUUAAAAGCAUGUUCAAAUUGGUUAUUUAUCAUCCGCUAGUUUUAUGAGCAGUGUAUUUAUUUCCAUAAGUUUUAUAAAAAGUAUUUAGAUAAACAAGAAGUAUUCUGUAUUUAGUACAUCUGACUGAUGAUGAAAAGGUAGAUACUGAAAAUAAUUUGUACAUUAUAUUCAUUUUUGAACUAUAGUGAUUUGAAGUGAGUGAGGCAAAGCCUUAAAGAAGUUGUAAAUAUUAUUUUCACCAGAUUUAGUUAAAAAGCACAAUUGAAAUCUUUCAACCAUUCUGUGAUAACAAGUAAAAGUACAAAGAAACAUUUAAAAUGAGCCUUGACAGUGCAGGCAUUGUCAUCUCUCAUCUAAAGCAGCGAAGCUGCUGGAGUUUUAUGGGUGAAUCUUUUGAAAAAAUGUAGUUUGAAGAAGUUAGGGAUUUUCUUGAUAUCAAGUUACUGGAGAUCAGCGUGGGUUUGGGAAUUACUCAUUACAUAGCAUUUUAUAUAAUUGUUAUGUUGGUUAAACCAAAAUUGUGUAAUUUCUAUUAAAAAAAAAACAACAUACAGAAAUGCAGAAAAUGGAUUCAAUGGAUUUUAACAUAUGAGUUUGAGUGUAAAUAAUUUAGUUGAAUCCUCGGAAAAGGAGAUAUUCGAUAAUGGUAGAUUUGAAAAUGUUAGGAAAUACAAUGUAAAUUAAAAAGGAGUAUUUAAAAGAUUAAAAACUUACAGUGAACUUGAA
Stylophora pistillata is the source of this 2190-nucleotide messenger RNA. RefSeq lists its product as uncharacterized. Gene Ontology annotation, biological process: intracellular sterol transport. Gene Ontology annotation, molecular function: sterol transfer activity; sterol binding. NCBI's taxonomy places the organism in Eukaryota, Metazoa, Cnidaria, Anthozoa, Scleractinia, Pocilloporidae. The record is from RefSeq and is a predicted model, not a curated record. Gene Ontology annotation, cellular component: plasma membrane; endoplasmic reticulum-plasma membrane contact site; endoplasmic reticulum membrane.